GUCAAGUUUAAGCCACUCCCCUUAACCCAUUCAGUCACUUGCUGUAGAGGUCCUCCGUGUUUACUGCUGUAUUUAGUGAAGUGAGCCGAGCACGUAUAUACUGAGUUCUCUUCUAAAGCAGCAGUUUUUCCGCGUGUGUUUCGCAGAAUCUCUCUAGGAAUCCAACAUGCCUAAAAGAAAGAAAUCAGACAGAGAUGCCAAGGAUGAGCCUCAGAGGAGAUCUGCACGGUUAUCAGCAAGACCGGCUCAUGUGAAGGCUGAACCCAAACCAAAAAAGACAACUAAGAAAGACAAAGCAGCCAAUGUCAAAAAGGAGGAUAAAAAGACCAAGGUGAAGGCCAAGGAGAGCUCAGAGUCUGCAGCCAGCGAGGAGAACCACUCUGAUAAUUGAGAGGUCAAGACCAACACGGUCACAAAGACUCAAAAAGCAACGAAGGAAGCGAAAUCUGAGUAGCAUUAUUGCCUCCCAUCAACACGUCACAGCUCCUCAUCACUCCUAGUGUUGUGUCAUUGUCCAACCUCCAAGGCAUAUUGUUCACAGAGAAAUAUUUUUAUCAAUGGUUUUAUAAGUAUCAGCACAGAUUUUUUAGCACAAAAUUAAGCUAAAUGCUGAGCACCCUGUAGAUCUGCAGCGAUUGUUUCUGCAAGAACGCCACGCUAAAGGUAUUUUUAAAUGCCAUUUAUUGGUAUUGAUAACUUAUUUGGUCUAGAAAAAUCAUACCUGCCUCUAGAGUUUGGAGUGUUUUCUUAAAGUGUUUCCGCAUUCUCUUUAUCCUCCUUCCUCACACUUGUUUUUAAGGUUUUAAAAACUGGUUAUAAAUGGCUGGGGGAAAUUGACUUUUUUUAACCUUGUAUAUUUUCUUUGCUAUUUAGUCAUGUGUCCUAGAUUUUGGUGUAUUAUCCAUGACGGGGGGGGGGGGGAUAACAACCUUCAAGCAGAGAUUUGAGAGAGCUGAUAUAGUUCACUGUAUCUUGAAAAAAAAAAUCUAAAAAUUAAAAAUGGCAGCUUAUUAAAUAUGAUUUUUUUUUUUUUCAUGCAAAUUGUAAUUUUUUUUUUUUUUUACCAUGUGAUUGACGUGUUGAAGUCUGCAGGUUGUUAUGUACACUCUCUGAUGUUGCAGUGUCUGCUAAUAAAGAAAAGGGUGGAAAUUUC
This is a messenger RNA of Onychostoma macrolepis, 1153 nucleotides long. RefSeq names its product high mobility group nucleosome binding domain 6 (gene hmgn6). The record is from RefSeq and is a predicted model, not a curated record. The transcript is spliced from 6 exons. Bases 167 to 391 code for a protein of 74 amino acids. NCBI's taxonomy places the organism in Eukaryota, Metazoa, Chordata, Actinopteri, Cypriniformes, Cyprinidae. Gene Ontology annotation, biological process: chromatin organization. Gene Ontology annotation, cellular component: chromatin; nucleus. Gene Ontology annotation, molecular function: nucleosomal DNA binding.